AUGGGGAAUCUUCUAAUCAUCAUAGUUGUUGCCUUUGACCGCCACCUUCACAACCCAUUACUCCUUACUCACCAUCAUGGCAUACGACGAUACAUUGCCAUCUGCCAGCCGUUGCAUUACGAGAGAGUGAUGAACAGGAGAGCUUGUGUCCAAAUGGCAGCACGUGCUUGGAUGAGUGUUUUUGUCUACACUGCACUCCACACCGGGAACACCUUUGCACUAUCCUUCUGUGGAGGCAACAUGGUGGAUCAGUUUUUCUGUGAAAUCCCCCAGCUCCUCAAGCUCGCCUGCUCUGACUCAUACCUCCGUGAAACUGGGGUUAUUGUCUUUAGUACAUGCUUAGCCUUCAGCUGCUUUGUUUUUAUAGUUGUGUCAUAUGUUCAGAUCUUCACCACAGUGCUGAGAAUCCCCUCUGAGCAGGGCCGGCAUAAAGCUCUAUCCACCUGCUUCCCUCACCUCGCUGUUGUCUCCUUGUUCUUUUUCACUGUAGCCUUUGCCUACCUGAAGCCCUCCUCCAGUUCAACAUCAGGUCUGGAUCUCAUGGUGACUGUUCUCUAUUCUGUGAUGCCUCCAGUGAUGAAUCCGAUCAUCUACAGCAUGAGGAACAAGGAGAUCAAAGCUGCCCUGAGGAAACUGAUGGCAGAGAGAUUAUUCACCAAAAAUGGAAUGUCCACUGUCCAUCUUUCAUCUUUGAUUGGGAUAUCUUCCUGUGUUUCUUUUUAA
Molecule: messenger RNA, 723 nt
Organism: Chelonoidis abingdonii (Abingdon island giant tortoise)
Lineage: Eukaryota; Metazoa; Chordata; Testudines; Testudinidae
Source: RefSeq, a predicted model, not a curated record